AUGGUUCCACAGUUUCUCACAUUGUUAACGCUCUGCACGGCAGAGUUGGGAUACCAAUAUCAGCAGCCUGGCACAAAUUUUGGCUAUGAAUCGGAUGCAUCGUUGGCAAUCAAUCAUGGCAGUCAUCAGUCCAGCGAUCACUAUCAGGAUCAUGCCGACUUCCACAAGCACUUCUAUGCAUUCGAGGCGCCCUAUGACUCCUCCGAGGAGGCUGACCUGGUAGAGCACAAGCUAUCAGCAAACUCGCAGAAGAACUUACAGGUGGUAUUCAUCAAGGCGCCGGAAAACAAGGCUGUACAGGGUGCCCUCAAUGCACUUGUGAAGCAAACCAGCGAGGACAAGACUGCCAUCUACGUGCUGAACAAACAGACGGAUCCCAAUGAACUGGCAAGCAAAAUAACCGCUUUGCAAGCACAACGUAAACACAAGCCACAAGUUCACUUUGUCAAAUAUAGGACAGAUGCGGAGGCUGCCCAUGCCCAGCAGCACAUUCAGGCACAGUACGGAGGUGCAACGGGCCAAGGCUUGCAACCAUUGUCGCCGCCAUCUUUGGGUUACUCGCAGCAAGCACAGUUGCCACUGGCGCCUCAGGGAUACUUUCCGCCAGAGUUGCCACAACAGCCAGAAUUUCCACAGCAGGCGCAAGCACCACCGCAGGGAUACUAUCCGCCAGAGUUGCCCUCGUCGGGAUACUCGCAGCAGCCAGAGUUGCCACAUGCAACGCAGGGAUACUAUCCACCAGAGUCAUCUCAAUUGCUACCCACACCACAUCCAAGUUAUGCCAACUAUGCCACUUCAUACCAGGGCUACAACAAUGUCAAAGAUCAGGAGCAAGUCGAGUUACCUGCUCUUCCUCUGGCACAGCAGCAGUUGGCUUCCAGCCCAUACGACUUGGAUGCACGCACUGCGAGAUCACGUCGAAUCGAUUUUCGAGUCAAUGAGAGACAUCGUUCAGAUGGUCGCAUGGUCUUUCCCACUGAUACGCCAGCUAAGAGGUAUCUGCCAGUUCAGAGGCGCAGAAAACGUGCCCUCUUCUAA
Drosophila innubila is the source of this 1038-nucleotide messenger RNA. Its product is annotated as DNA translocase FtsK. Bases 1 to 1038 code for a protein of 345 amino acids. NCBI's taxonomy places the organism in Eukaryota, Metazoa, Arthropoda, Insecta, Diptera, Drosophilidae. The transcript has a single exon. The record is from RefSeq and is a predicted model, not a curated record.